AUCCUAGGUUCUAGCCUGGCAGCCUAAUCGUCUGGGGAAGGCUCAGGAAACUAGACCACUAGUUCUCGCACCUAUUUCGCAGCUUACGGCAUCGACGCUCUUUCCCCAGUUAUUUCUUGCGCUUUUGUUGCCGUUAUUCUCUUGACAUUGCGCAUUCCCCCUGCGCGAUCCUGUUCAGUCGGGGAACAUGAGAGCAUCGAAUCCGUUAUGGUCGCUGCUUUUAGCAGCGGCCAUUCUUCUCAACAACGCGUACGCCCAACCAGAAGAUGCGACCAACGUACUCGCCAGUGUGACGUCAGCAGAGGCGUCUGCCAGCGCACCCGCUCCCGCUCCCAGUUCCGAAGCUUCCCCGUCCCUCCCAGCCGCCGGCGAUCUCACCGCGGAUUUCGGAGCCUUGCCGGCAGACGCCAUGCGUCAGUCGUUCAUUGGCGGGCCGGCAGAUCUGACGGCCGUCAGCCGGAAGAAUUGCUCACUGUCCGUUCAGACGGAAGUGGGGAGCAACUGGGAGUUCGAGAACUGCGUGUACCUUCAAUCGGGCGGCGGAUUUACCUUCCAUUGGACCUAUGACCGCCCCACUCGCAUCCUGGACGGAGCAUUCUCAGCGGACUGGGAGGGGUGGGUGGGGUGGGGGAUUGGCGUGCGCAUGGUGGGGGCCAGCGCCAUCGUGGCCUUCCGCUCGGGGGAGUCGGGGUACUAUGUGUCGCGGUACUUGCUGGCCGACUACAACGCGACUUUAAUAAAGCCGGACACUGGGGAGUUAAGCGUGGUUGCCAACAGCAUCAAGGUGCACAUUCAAGGCCCGACGGUGCGAGUGAUGUUUGCGGUGGCACUACCAGAGGAGCAGACGCCAGGGCUGUAUAUCAUCAUGGCCAAGGGCGAGGGUGGGGACCCUGCCACAGGAGCCUUAGAGCCGCACAGCCCCUUCAACACCGCGCGAACGUACCUGCGACUGGCAGGUGCCGGACCCCCCCAGUGGCUGCAGGCAGCGCACGGCCUCGUCAACCUGCUCGCCUGGGGCCUCCUCCUCCCCAUCGGCAUGCUGCUCGCCCGCCACCUCCCCCAACUCGACCCCUCCACCGCCUCCUCCUCCUCCUCGUCCUCCUCCGCGCCGCCCUCCUCCUCCUUCCCCUUCCCCUCCACGUCAGCAGUGGUCGCCACAGGCCCUGGGGCGCCGUCCUGGGUGAAGCUGCACAGAGCGGUGCAGGCGGGGGGGUAUGCGCUGGGCGCGUUUGGGUUCUUUCUGGGGCUGCUGAUGUGGGGGGAUGCGCACGAGGGGCAUGUGCGGCUGAGGGGCGUGGGGGGCGAGGAGGCCGGGGAGUUUGACCCGGGGGUACACAGGCGCUACGGCAUCACUCUCUUCGUGCUCGCUUCCUUCCAGGUGACGGCCCUCAUGGUUAUUCCGCACAAGGACGCCCUGCUUCGGCCCUGGUGGAACCUCCUGCACCACUGGAACGGGCGCGUGGUGGUGCUGCUGGGAGUGAUCAACGUGUGGCACGGCAUAUCGCUGCUGCACCCCCACUCCAUGGUGUGGUCCUUCCUCUACGGCAUUCCCUUUGGUCUGCUCCUCAUCCUCGCGUCGCUCCUCGAGGCUUUCACGCUCUGGAAGUGGCUCAUGGACGACGCUCCCACCACUUCCUUCCAGCGCUGGGUACAGUCCAUGGUUCCGCCGCACAUGCAUCGCCGCUACAUGGCACUGCACCAGGGGGCCGAAUCGGCAUCUCCUGUGGAGCUCAGCGACGGAGAGAUUGAAUUCAUGGCGUCCAAGUUCCGACAAGAGCUGGAAUACAAGUACAUGUAGACGGAGCAUGCAGCUUGUAGACUAUCAAACAGGACGUAGGGAGUGCAUUUUACUGAGUGGCCAUUUCCACACAUCGGAUCAUCCGGCAAGAGCUAUAGAAAGUUCAUUAAGUCGCCAGCUAUGUAGGAUUGGGAGAUCGAAAUUGAUGCGGUAGGAAUAAGUAGAGGCGUGGAGUGGACAUCUCCUUAUUCUAUCAACCGUAUGCCUUGUGACUUAGUCAUUUUCGCUUCUUUGCAAGUGGACAUCUAUACAC
Molecule: messenger RNA, 2051 nt
Organism: Closterium sp. NIES-67
Lineage: Eukaryota; Viridiplantae; Streptophyta; Zygnematophyceae; Desmidiales; Closteriaceae
Source: the annotation of a GenBank genome assembly